Messenger RNA from Chlamydomonas reinhardtii, 5541 nucleotides. RefSeq lists its product as uncharacterized. Gene Ontology annotation, molecular function: DNA-directed DNA polymerase activity; damaged DNA binding. The transcript has 23 exons. The record is from RefSeq and is a predicted model, not a curated record. Gene Ontology annotation, biological process: error-prone translesion synthesis; response to radiation. Lineage: Eukaryota; Viridiplantae; Chlorophyta; Chlorophyceae; Chlamydomonadales; Chlamydomonadaceae. Bases 63 to 5447 code for a protein of 1794 amino acids. Gene Ontology annotation, cellular component: replication fork; nucleus; site of double-strand break.
CUGUAAAUCUAAACGAUAUAAGAAUGUAGUAACGGGGGCUGCUCGCAUGCAGCCUGCGCGAAAUGGACGAGAAGCGCGCUUAUGAAGCGUUUCGUGUGCGAAAGUUCUCUAGUCCCCAUCCAGCAUUGAUUGAUGAUAAUAUCGACUCCGACAGCAGCUUACAAGGCGCCGGAGCUGCCGGUGAAGCAGCAAGUGAGGGGCAGCUUUGGAGCCGAGGCCUCCGCGCGCGCGUGAUACUGCAUUUCGAUUGCGAUGCGUUCUACGCACAGGUGGAAGAGGUCCGCAACCCGAAGCUGCGCGAGCUCCCGCUCGCAGUCACGCAGAAGUACCUGGUGGUCACAUGCAACUACCUGGCACGAGCGGCAGGCGUCACCAAACUCAUGGGCAUCAAGGAUGCAAAGGCCAAAUGCCCCGCGCUGGUGCUGGUCAGCGGGGAGGACCUCACGCCGUACCGCCAGGCCAGCAAGGCCAUCCACGGCGUGCUGUCGCGCUACGGGCCGGCGGAGAGGCUGGGUAUGGACGAGACGUACGUGGACGUGACGCAGGAGGUGCUGCGGCGUAUCUCCAGCGGCGCCUUUGAGCCGCCCGCGCCGCCUCCCCGCCUGGUCGGGCAUCUGCACACCGCCCGCUGCGCCGUGGCGGCGGACACAAGCUACCGGCCCCAGGACCUGCGCGCCGUGCCCACCGCCGCCGCCGGUUGCAGCGGCGCAGGGACCGGCACCGGAAAGGGGAACAGCAACGGAGCCCUCGCGCAGGAUGCUCCUGCUGGAGGCUGCGGCGUGGGCGAGUGGCAAGUCCCCGGGUCCAGUGGCGGCCUUGGCGCGGGUUGCAGUCAGCAGCAGCUGCAGCAGCGGCGGCAGCACGAUGGAGGCGGUGUGGAUUGGGACCUGCUGCUACGGGUGGGCAGCAUGGUGGCUGCGGAGGCGCGGGCAGCACUGCGUAGUGAGGCCGGCUACCGCUCCUCCGCAGGCAUUGCGCCUAACAAGCUGCUGGCCAAGCUGGUCAGCGGGCUGCACAAACCAGACGACCAGACCGUCAUCGCGCCGAACCAGGCCGCAGACUUUGUAGCUCCGCUGCCGGUGCGCGCGCUGCCCGGUGUGGGCUACAAGACGGAGCAGCAGCUGACGGAGCGGCUGGGCGUCAGCACCGCGGGCGAGGUGCGGCGCCUCAGCCGGCAGCAGCUGGCAGACAAGCUGGGCGACAAGACAGGCCCGCUUCUGUGGCACCUGUGUCGCGGCCUGGACCCCACGCCGGUGCGCCCCAGCGGCCCGCCCCGGUCCAUCACCGUGGAGGACAGCUUCAAGAGCUGCUCCUCCUGGUCGGGUGCUUCGGCGGUGCUGCGGGUGUUGGCGCCGGACCUGCUGCAGCGGCUGCACGAGGAGUACGCCGAGAACAGGCGGCGGCCCGACACGCUGACGCUCAAGUGGCGGCACGCGGGCAGCGGCUGGCAGCGCAGCUCGGCCUCGGUACCGCUGCCGCUGCCGCCCGGGGCCCUGGCGGCGCCGCCGGGGCCCGCGCAGGUGGAGGCAUUGAUCCGGGCAGCCACGCAGCUGCUGCAGCGGCAGCUCCGCGACCAGCCCUUCAACCUGUCGCUCAUAAACCUGGGCGCAACCAACUUCAAGCAGGAGGGCAACGGAGGCGGAGGUGGCGGUGCCGGGGGCGGAGGCGGCGCGGCAGCAGGCGGCGGUGGCACAAUUCGGGACUUGUUUGGGCGCCUGGCGGGCGGGGCGGCGACGGCAGCGGCAGCCCCGCCUGCUGCAGGCGGCACACGCGGGUCUUCGCCUGGCAAGGUGGCGGAGGAGGAUUGUGUGCACCACCGUGAGGGCGUAGACAUGGACGUGGAGGAGGAUGAAGGGGAGGUGCUCUACCACAGCGAUGGCAGCGAGGACACGCCGUACGGGGGGUCAGCAGCAGCUGCACGCCCACAUGGGACAGCGGACGUUGCCUCUGGCGCUCGCGCGGGCCCUGCCGGGUCGGCUGCCGCACAUGCGGAGGCGGUGGCCGCCACGGGCCUAACUCCGGAGGCCGCGCGGAGGGCUGCGGCACAGUCGGCUGCCAUGCGACGCGACUACCAAGCAGGCUUGCCUCAGGUUGUGUUUAGCAAGAGCCGAGAGCGGGCGCUGCGCGAGGCGGCUGCGCACGGGUCAGCGCUCACCCACGUGCACGCCCCCAGCCCCCAACAGCAAGCACGGCGGCCGCGGCCACAGCCGCAGCUUCCACCCACUCGACCUGUGGAAACAGCACAGCAGCAGCGGCACGAAUCGGAGGACACGGGUGGCAGGGCGGCAAAGCGGCUCCGGCUCACAGAAACAGACGAGCGAGCACCAACGCCAGCGGGCAGCAGCCUUCCCGGUGCAGCGCCUACCCAGCCUCCUCAGCUGGUACCAGUGCCGCUGCCCGCCGCGCCGCCGCAGCCGUCUACACUGGGUCCACCGGUACCGCCUCCCCCAGGCCUGCCGGCGCCGUCAUUGCCGCCGGCAGGGUUGCUGGAUGAGGCUGUGGUGGGGUACCGAGUCGUGGAGAUCUACGGAGCUGGCGGCGCCAGUGGCGGUGGCGGCGGCGCCAGCGGGGACAGGGGCGGGAGCAUGCGGGGCGGAAGCGCAAGCAGCGGGCGUGGUGGAGAGGUUGGCAGCAUGGCCGCACCUUCAGCAGUCGGUGUUGACGAUGGCGGCAAUAUCCACGGCGGCCUGCAGGGUCUAGACGGUUACGGCGACGGUUCCGGCGGGGGUGGCGCAGAAGAGGCUUGGCGACAUGGGGGCUCGCUGUCCUCUGCCUCCAGCUUCUCCUCCUCCGACUGGGGCGACGAAGCCGACAGCAGCAGCGACGGCGGCGGCAUUGCCAGCCUGCCCUGCGCCUGGGGUGCGCUGCAGGCUGACGCCGACGGCAGGGGCGGGGGCGACGGCGGGAGAGGCGGCGGUCGAGAAGGGGGCAUGGAGGCAGCGGUGAACGGGCAGGCACAGGCUGGAGUCCAGGGGCAUGCAGGAGGGCAGGCGGCGGAAUGCGACAUCACGGAUGAGGAGGAGGAGGCAGCAGGCGCUAGGACUAGGGCCAUUGGUGGCUGCAGCAGCGGGACGUUGCCGCCUGCACGUCUGGCACAUGAGCUUGCACAGCCACCGCAAACCGCUCUGCAGGCGGCGGCAACAGCAGCGGGCGUGCCGCUGCGCAUGUCGGCUUCCGGCCCUGACCCGCCCACCAGCCCGCACACCGAAGACGGCUCGGCCAGCCCACCACCACCACCGCCUCCGCACCACCAACACCACAGUCACCGCAGCCAUGAGCUCCACAAGAGCAGCGUCUCUCCCCAGCUGCGGCCGAAGCCGGGCGCUGUGGUCGCGGGGCGUCCGCGCGUGAUCCUGCACGUGGACGUGGACUGCUUCUACUGCCAGGUGGAGCGCCUGGACGACCCGCGCCUGGCGGGGCAGCCGCUGGCGGUGACGCAGUUCAACAGCGGCGGCUUCGUGGCGGUCAGCUACGAGGCGCGCGCGGCGGGCAUACGAUGUGGCGACGGUGUGGGUGCGGGCGGCCGCGCCUCCAUCCCCUUCCUCAAGGCCAUGGGCGCGGUCAGCGUGGCGGAGGCACAGCGGCGCUGCCCCGGCCUGGUGAUCCGGCCCAUGCGCACGGACCGCUACCGGCGCGUGUCAGAGCAGAUCCACGGCAUUCUGCGCAGGUUCGCGCCAGACGGGCAGGUGGAGAAGUCCAGCUAUGACGACUUCUACCUCGACGUAACAGCCGCCUGCUACCCCUCUGCCGCUGGAGCAGCCGCCGGCAGCCCUGGCGGCAGCGGCAGCAGCCCUGGCCGAGGUGGCGAAGGCGGAGGCGGGGGCCGUGCCGGCCCGGCGGUGGCAGCUGGCGCUGCAGAGGCGGCGGCGCGUGCCUGGGACGACGCGGGUGUGGCAGAGGCCGAUGGCGACGUGGGCGGGUCGUGGGGAUGCGGGGAACAUGCCGGCGCGGGCUCCAUGGCAGACGAUGAUGAGGGUGGGCUGGCGGGUCGGCUGCAUGGCGAGGCGCCGCCGCCGCCGCCACCCAGGGUGCAUGUGGCGGGCGGCGGGCAGUGGCAGGAUCUGGAGCCGCCGCUGCGGGCGGGGGUGGAUGUGGCGAUGCAGCUGCGGGCGGCGCUCAAAGACGCUCUGGGCUUUACGGUGUCAGUGGGUGUGGCGCCCACCAAGCUGGCGGCGCGGCUGGCCGGCCCCGCCAACAAGCCGGACGCAGUGACGGCGGUGCCGCUGGCCGCGCUGCGGGCCUUCAUGGCGGACGUGCGCAUCCAGCGGGUGCCCACGCUGGCUGGCAAGGCCGGCGCCGCGGUGGUGUCGGAGCUGGGAGUAGAGACGGUGGGGCAGCUGGCGGCCCUGGGGCUCAGCCGCCGGGACCUGGUGGCUCGCUUCGGGCCGCAGACCGGAGGCCUGCUGGCCAGCCUGCCGGCAGGAGGCGCGGACGCGGGCGGGGCGUCAGGUGGCGCUGCAGGAUGUGGAGGAGGUGGUGGUGGUGGUGGUGGUGGAGGGUGCGGCAGCGGGCGCGGUGCGACAGGCGGCGUGGUGCGGGAGCGUGGGCCGCAGAAGAGCAUCCUGGUGGAGCGCAGCUUCCCGCCCGACACCACCACCGGUCGCAGGUUUGCGGGCAUCAAGGAGGCGCUGCUCCCGCUGGUGGGGACUCUGUGGGGCCGCGUGGUGGGCGACGCACUGCAGCACAGGCGCGCCCCCGUGAAGCUGCUGCUGACGUACCGGGAGGGGUACGGCACGCCGCGGACCAAGUCCGCCGACAUGCCCCCCCAGGCGCUGCAGGCGCUCCGCUCAGUGACGGCGGCGGCAUCAGGUGCACCAGACACGGCGGCAGCGGCAGUGGGCUCAGAAGCCGGAGCAGCAGCGGCAACGGCGGGCACAGCGGGUGGCGGUGGUGGCGGCGGGCUGUCGGCGCAGGAGGUGGAGGCGGCGGCCACAGGCAACUGGAUGGAACCGGGCGCAGUGUCCGCACACACGUACCAGGGCUGCCGGGCGCUGCUGGAGGGCGCCACAUCGCUGUACCGCGCGGCAGCCGGGGCGUCGGGGCGCCAGGCCGGCGAGAUGCAGCUCACGCGGCUGGCUGUGUCGGUGUCAUACAACAGCUCUGGCAGCGCCACCGAGCUGGAGGCGGGGCAGCGACCCAUCAGCGCCUUCACCUCCUCAGCGGUGGCGGCGGCUGGAGGUAGCAAAGCCGCCCAAAAGCCGCCGCCACCACAGCAGCAGCAGCAGCAGCAGCCUGGGCAUCAGGGAUUGCAGCGGCCAGCCGUUCCAGCACAGCAGAGAGUGCAGCGGAUAGCUAGCGGGGCGCCAUCGUGUGACGGUGGCGCCAAUGCCGUGGGGGAAGCAGGCAAUGAGCGGUUUGGCUGGCAGGAUGGCGCGGACGAGGACUUGAGGGACGGGCAUGAGGGGGACGGUUUGAACGGGGACGCGGACUUCGCGUUCGUAGACUGAUGUGCACAAGCUCUCAAGCUUAGUUUCGUGGCCUCAUCAUGCGGGACACGUUGCGGGGAGGGUGGCGACCGUCACGGUGUAACUUGGGCUCGUG